Molecule: messenger RNA, 1020 nt
Organism: Colletotrichum higginsianum IMI 349063
Lineage: Eukaryota; Fungi; Ascomycota; Sordariomycetes; Glomerellales; Glomerellaceae
Exons: 4
Coding region: 1-1020 (339 amino acids)
Source: RefSeq, a predicted model, not a curated record
AUGCGGUCGCCUCUCCGCACUUUUACCCGCAGAAGGGCACACGAGAGUGACCAGGCGCAGCAAGUCCCUGUCGAUUCUUCGGUCACGGUUCGUCUAGCCAGCCUCCCUCAAGCCUCCAGCCGCCUCCAGCCACCAGCCACCAGCCUACACAGAACGAAAGCGGACAUGGAAACAGGAGUGGAAGUGGAAGUGGAAGUGGAAGUGGACGUGUACCUGCGUGUCCGUGGAACGUACCUCCACGGAUUUAUCGAUUCCAGUGGUCAAGGUAUCCGACCUGCGAGACAGGGCAACGUCUUUACCCGUAUGGUAUUGCUUCCAGGUUCCAACGAUCGGUUGUUGUUUGCUGCUGCCCCGACGCGGCGGGCCGUUAGAAGAUUGGAACGAGAAGAUUGGAACGCUGCCCUGCUGAGGCUGCUUUGUCUCUUUGUCUCGCCCAAGCUGCAUGCCCACCACGCGCCAUCACUUAGAAAGGUGGUUCUCAAGAACAGACGACCACACGCCAACGUCGCCGCAGCCUCUCGCUCUCCCUCUAAGUCUUUGUCUCCCGUCACUUUCUUGUCUGAGCACCUGUGGCGUUUCGCGGCACAGCAGCACCAACCAGAAGUGCCUUACGUGCUACGUGGGGGCCGGAAGUCCCUCGGCAUAUCUGCCAGAAAUGUCCAAAACAGACGGUCCCGAAGAGACAGGCGCUUCGGUCCAGCAGCACCCCUCCUCAACCCCAGACGAAAGGGCGUUUUCUCUGGGUCGUUGGUGUUGCAGACUUUGGUGUUGGUGACAACCGAUGAGACGGGCAUCGUCCUGGAUGGCAUUCUGCGACCUUCUAUAGACACGGCCGGCAACCCGGAACCCCGGAUUCCCCGUGCUGGCUUGUCUACUUUCCCCCCUUCUGGUUGCGAGUUGCGACUCGACGCAGCGCAACGUAACGCAACCAGACCUUUCUUGCUCGGAGAUGGCAGAUUCACUGCAGCAAGGACGGAUAAGACACAGACCCGUCGACAAGCGGUCGACCUGUCAGGUUGA